This is a messenger RNA of Cataglyphis hispanica, 675 nucleotides long. Its product is annotated as NAD kinase 2, mitochondrial-like. The transcript is spliced from 5 exons. Bases 1 to 675 code for a protein of 224 amino acids. Gene Ontology annotation, molecular function: NAD+ kinase activity. NCBI's taxonomy places the organism in Eukaryota, Metazoa, Arthropoda, Insecta, Hymenoptera, Formicidae. Gene Ontology annotation, biological process: NAD+ metabolic process. The record is from RefSeq and is a predicted model, not a curated record. Gene Ontology annotation, cellular component: mitochondrion.
AUGAGAAGUCGCAUACGUACAACUAUGACAGGAGAAGGACUUUAUCAGCGACCUUUUCAUAUACACGAGAAGAGCCGUACACGAGGCGAAAGAAGAAUCGACGCACUUAUGAGAUCCACUCAGAGGAAAAUAGCGGAUGCCCUGCAGCCCCGUCGGAGAAUUCUGCCUUGGCUAGCAUUAAACGAGGUAUUCAUGGCCGAGUUUUAUGCAUCGAGACCGAUCGCUCUGACAGUCCAGAUCGAUGACAGCGAGAUCAACUCGACCCACUCAUCGGGUAUCUGCGUUUGCACGGGUUCAGGCUCUCGUUCCUGGUUCAAAACGAUGAAUAUGCAAUCCUCUGAAACCAUUCAAAUGCUUGCCGCUAUGGCAACUGGCAAGCAACUGGAUAAGACAAAGUCUGAAAAAAUGUUAUUCAAGUAUCACAACAACCUUCACUUUCCCCCAGAAGAUUUAAAAAUGGCAUAUAUGAUAUAUGAGUGGUUCCACGGUGCGCGCUGCUCAGCAAAGUCCUUCCGAGAAAGGCAAAUGUGUAGCAAGGUCAAGAUUAAAUCGGGAGGUUUCGACGCCGGUCUCGUUCUUGAUGGAUGUGUGUCUUUACCCUUCAACGACGGCAGCACUGCAACUUUCGAAAUUCAACCUGAAUUUGCAUUGAAAAAUAUUAUUUUAAUGACAUAA